Molecule: messenger RNA, 1209 nt
Organism: Cyprinus carpio (common carp)
Lineage: Eukaryota; Metazoa; Chordata; Actinopteri; Cypriniformes; Cyprinidae
Product: RAS related
Biological process (GO): signal transduction
Cellular component (GO): plasma membrane
Molecular function (GO): GTPase activity; GTP binding; GDP binding
Source: RefSeq, a predicted model, not a curated record
AGGCGAACGUACGAGAUACACGGCAGAGACGAAAAAAGUUGCCCCUGGUCUUGAAAAAAAAGCUAUCGGAAGCAAGAGAGACUCCAGAAAUCACCAAGAAAGAUCCAGAGGGCGGACAUCCAUUUAAACCUGGAAUUCGAUUUUUAUCUCCCUAAGCAAGAUGGUUGUAUCGCUUGUACAAAGGGAGAGUUUGUAGGCUAAAUCUUACGGAUAUCGCCUAUUAAAGUUGUCAGAGUAUUCGCGGGGUUGCAGUGGACUAAGUUGACUUUCGAGUCGCUAACUUGCCACCAGAAGGCUAAUUUACUCAAGGCGGCUGCGGAAGAAAGGUAAUCGGCGAUCACUGCCCAGACCAGCACGGAGUACGACCAUGUCAAAUGAAGAAAGAUAUAAGUUGGUGGUCGUGGGCGGUGGAGGUGUGGGGAAAAGCGCCCUCACUAUUCAGUUCAUUCAGUCAUACUUUGUGUCGGACUAUGACCCAACCAUUGAAGACUCGUACACUAAAAUCUGCACCGUGGAUGGAAAGGAGACGCGAUUAGACAUCCUGGACACAGCAGGGCAAGAAGAGUUCGGAGCGAUGAGAGAGCAGUACAUGCGCUCCGGAGAGGGUUUCUUGCUGGUGUUUGCUCUUAAUGACAGUGGCAGUUAUGAUGAAAUUCAGAAAUUUCACACUCAGAUAUUGCGGGUGAAGGAUCGAGAUGACUUUCCUAUGGUUCUUGUUGGCAACAAAUCAGAUCUUGACCAGCAGAGAGUUAUCUCAAGAGAUGAGGCCAUGUCGUUUGCCCGAGAAAACAGGAUCCACUAUAUGGAAUCAUCAGCUAAGAACCGCCACAAUGUGGAUGAAGCCUUCAUGGAGGUUGUGCGAGCAAUAAGGAAGUUUCAGGAGACAGAAAGUCCACCACUCCCUGCUAAUCACGCGGGGAAGCAGAAGAGUGGUGGCUGUCCCUGCACCCUGCUCUGACUGCCCCUCUGCACUGUUGCCUAGGAGACUGAAGCCCUCACUCUCACGCCUGGUGCCUUAUAUGUCUACACGGAGUGUGUGUGUGUAUGUGUGUGUGGCACUGUAUGCAUCAGUGUUUUAGUGGCUUUUACAGUAUGUAUGUAAGAACUGGUUUCCUAGAAGAAACUAGGCAAUAUCAAAUGAGAGCGAACCGUGAAUCUGUUGGAAAGAGCGAGGUCUUGUUUCGUCCACAUGCUUUAUUUAGUGCCUUG